Serpula lacrymans var. lacrymans S7.9 is the source of this 810-nucleotide messenger RNA. RefSeq lists its product as uncharacterized. The coding region runs from base 1 to 810 and encodes 269 amino acids. Lineage: Eukaryota; Fungi; Basidiomycota; Agaricomycetes; Boletales; Serpulaceae. The transcript has 4 exons. The record is from RefSeq and is a predicted model, not a curated record.
AUGUCUCAGCUCAUCAUCGAACCCUAUCUCAUACUAGGAGAAGAAGACGCACCCGCCGUCCUACCCCGUCUACCCGUACCUGGCACACCUGGCGCACCUUCCGAUUCCCUCUUUCACGUGAAGGAGUGGGUUCAUAUGUAUGCUGGAGACGCUACGAGCUGUACAAUACUUCGGGGGAAAAUGAGUAUUGAUGGCCAGGAGCUCAUUCCUUGCAUAUUGAAAGUAGAUCUGUUUGACCAGCAUCCUCGCUCUCUCCUGACCGAAGCUAGUGUUUAUGAAAACCAAGCGAAAAGCCUUCAAGGAAACGUUGUCCCUCGCUUUUACGGGCUCUUCCAAGGUCAAGUGUCUCCUGGAUAUCUGCCAUCAACCUGCAUGGUCCUGGAGGACUGUGGAGAUCACAUGAGGAGUUCUUUCCCAGAUUCCGACAAUGACCUUAUUUCAAAGCUCCUCGACAAAUUCAAGUUGUUCCAUGACGCUGGUCUACAACACAAUGCGAUCUCUGAGCGGAACGUAACCGUCAAGAACGGAGAGCCAUACAUAAUCGAUCUCAAGCUCUCAAGGCCACACAGAUGCGAUCGCAUACCCAUCGAACAUGGUGCCAGUACCCCGGACGAAUAUAAAUAUGGCUGUUGGGAGCUCUAUGAGACCCAGAUUUUGUCAUGUUUUAUGGAUCACGACUACCUAAGGGUAUCAUUACGACUCGAAGAACUAGUAGAAAUGAUAUGGGACAAGAGCAUUUUGAGGGAUCCGGUUAGGCGCAAGCAAAUAUUGGAAGAAGCUGUUGUCAAGUUAUUCGCUCCUAGGAAAUGA